Molecule: messenger RNA, 4042 nt
Organism: Neocloeon triangulifer
Lineage: Eukaryota; Metazoa; Arthropoda; Insecta; Ephemeroptera; Baetidae
Product: ETS domain-containing protein Elk-3-like
Exons: 3
Coding region: 101-853 (250 amino acids)
Biological process (GO): regulation of transcription by RNA polymerase II; cell differentiation
Cellular component (GO): nucleus
Molecular function (GO): DNA-binding transcription factor activity, RNA polymerase II-specific; sequence-specific DNA binding
Source: RefSeq, a predicted model, not a curated record
GAGAGCAGUCGCAACCUAUGGCACAGCGUAUGCGAGUGCAGGCGCGCUGCCUUCGCACAUUUUCCCUCUUAUUUAUACCACUGCUUGUCCUGGCACUCAAAUGACGAAUUGUACUGAAAUGCACUCGACCUCCAAUUGCUGGGUUCGCCAAUACCAUUCAUUGCAAGGGAUUAUGGAGACCAACACGACCUUGUGGCAAUUUUUGCUGGAGCUGCUGCUUUCUAAUCAGUAUUCAUCUAUAAUCACGUGGAUAAAUGCAGACGGCGAGUUCAAAUUAAUAAACGCAGAAGAAGUGGCCAGGUUGUGGGGCUUGCGGAAGAACAAAACCAACAUGAACUAUGACAAACUCAGCAGAGCUCUGCGCUACUACUAUGACAAGAACAUUAUCAAGAAGGUGCUUGGACAGAAAUUUGUCUACAGAUUUGUUUCCUUCCACGAAAUUGUAAAGAUGGAGAAGAAAAUUCCGUUUCGACUGAAAGCAGCCGAAAUUUUGUACCAACAGCAACAACACAACUCGCCAGAGGUGAGUAGGUACCUUUUGCGCCAGGCGGCCGCCGUCGCCUUGAUUUACCACCGCGAAGACCUGAUACUUUCCCUAGACGCAUGGAAAAAGAACUUGCGUGGGCUGUGCGUACAGGAGGAAGAAGGCCCCGUCGACCUGGACUUAAAGUCACGCCACCUCACCUCUGAGGAUUCAUCCCUGCGCCGCCAGACCGUCCUAGUGCCACAACCCUUACAGUAUUGGGCGCACACCUUUCUGCAACCUUCUGGUCAUUUUUUCCCGUCAACGCAUCCCCUUCUGCCUGAUCCAACAGACUUCAACCACUUCUGGGCCACCGCGUCCCAAAACUAGAACAAAAGGGAAAAAAUAAACAUGCAGAACAACACCUCUGAUUUAAAAAUUAUAUUUCUGUUGUUGUGUGAAGGGGGAAUUGAGCAUGAUUUUAUCUUGAACCUUAAUUAAUUUAUUUUAUUUUUUGAUUUGAUUAGAGUAAAAAAAUGGUAGAAUAAUUUUAAAAACUUUUGACCCGUUCACUGACACCAAAGAUUUUUCCAAAUUACACAACACUUAUGUUACGAGAUGCGGCCACUCUUUCGACUGGCCAAACGCAGCUGCAAUUAAAUUAGAAUAAAAAAUCCAUUUUCAACUAACUUAAAGUAAAAUGAACUUACUUAUUUGUUCUCAGAUACAAGAAUAUAUUGUAUACGCAACGCAACAUCUUACAUCAAGCUAUUUCUAAUAAGAUUAUAAUCAGAGUAGCCAUGGUAAACAAUUAAAACGUUCAUGCUCAGUGAUAAUCUAGUUUGCACACCAUCUCUCUUGGGACCCCUGCAAUAUACCUAAUCCUUUGCCAUGCUGUUGCCGUUUCUUCACAUUCAAUAUUUGUUUUCGCUCAUAAAUAAUAUUAUAAGAUACCCCUAGGGUAUUUGGUCAACCUAAGGUAUAAUUUUUGUAGUGACCGAGAAGAAUAAAUAAUAAUAGUAUAUAGUUAGUCCAAUAUCCCAACAUAUUUGACAGAGGCUUUAAGUAGCGAUUUUUGCCAAAAUAGUGUUUUUUUUUUUAAUAUCUAUUAUCUCGGCUUCUACUGAAGUAAUUUUAAAAACCUUGAAGCCAUUUGAAAGCUACUUCAAUCGGCUUUACUUUGGAUUGAAAAGUCAAGGUCACAGGUCAAAGUUCAAGUUCACUAAAAUUUUGAUGAACUUUUAAAAACGCUACAAAAUAGUGAAGAAACGAAAAUAUGGAAAAUAAUUUCAAUUAAACUAAACGCCAUUAAGUGCAUUCUCUGCAGAUUGCCGAGAGGCAGCAAGCAUGCAGCCGUAUUUGUGCGCCAAGCAAAGAAUAGCGAGUAGAAUUUGCUUUGCUAGGCAAAGGUCUGCUGAUGAGGCUUCAAUAGCCGAAAGAGCUCUCCAGCACAAAUUAUAUACAGACAAAUUGGUUUUGUUUUAAAGAACGUUAAUUUUGGGCAAUUUUUCACCCUCCAUUAAUAUUUUUUACUGUAUCGCAUCAGGAAUUUUCUUAAUUUUUUUUUAUGUGUCUCAAAUAUCUCGUGUCUAGGAAAGAUAUUCCACAUAAAGGCGAUUAUAUAUAACUGUCUUAAGGUACUAAUUUAAUUAUUUACGGUUUUAUUAUUGAAAUGCUAAGUCUAAUUUUGCUAAAUAUUGUCAACACAAUAAAGCAAAUAUGUUUCAGCAGUUGAGAACUCAUCACAGUAAAUGCAUUUCUAUAUGAUCAGGGUCGAUUCUGAAAUCCACCCUCCACCCCUAUCCCCCGAGGUGGGUUUUUGGGUUAAUUUAAAAAUAAAGGGCAAAACGUUUGGGUUUUAUGUCUUUUCCCUAUGUUUUCGAUACUCAGGAACAUGAAUUUGGAGUCUAGUUUUUCUUAUAUUUCAAGUUCAUUUAUAAUAGCAGUUGAAUGCAGCAAGUUUUUAGCUUCUUGACUUUUGCAAAUUCCAAACAAACUCGCUGCAUUCAACUGCGAUUACAAAUAAAGCUAUCGACUUAAAACAAUGACUUCAGAUUCCAGCUUCUGAAGGUUGAAAACAUAUGGAAAGACAUGAAAAACACAAAUAUUGAGCACUUUUAAAAUUAACCUCAGAGGCCUUACCCCCAGCUAGACCUCAAUAAAGGGCAAAAAACCGCGUUUUUUAACUUUCCCUGUGAAUAUCUGAUUUUAAAAAUAUAUUUCCUCUUCUUCACUCAGCUGCAAAUAGGUGAGUUACAACAGUGUUUUUGCAUCUGUAACAUCACAACUGAAUAAGUAAUGAAAGAGAUGCAAUAAUAUUUUAAUAAUUUGUUUGAAGAAAAUGAGGAGAUGAUUAUAAUUUAAAGUGAAGAACUCAGGCUUUUUCCUCAAUGUAAAAAGUUCUUUACUUCAAUAACAAUAAUAAAUAACAUUAAAUAAUUAUAAUAAUAAACCUUGGAGCUAGGUUGGAAUCCAAAACCUGGAGAGCAAUCAAAAAAUCACCCCUAACCAAGAGACGUAAUUUCCCAUACAUCCGUGUGGUGGUUUAUGUGUGUGUUUCAGCCGCCCUUUUUUCAAUUAGAAUCCCGGUUAAUUAGAUAAAAUUCGAUGUAUGAGAUAAAGAAAAAAAGUAAGAGAUUACUGUCAUUACUGGCUUCUAAUCUUUUGCAUUAUUAUGUUCAGAUAUAAAAAUCUUAUGAAAUGUGAAUCAAAUUACGCUAAUUAAAUGAAAAAUGUGUCAAAAUAAAACCUAAUGUAUUAUGUAAGCCUUGGGAACAUUGCUUAUUUUAUUCAAAAUUUCCUGGACCUUCUCCUCCCUAAUUUAGUUUCAAGUUCCAAGUGACGUUGAUUCAAUGUUGACUCGUCAGCGCGAUUAUGUUUGAGGAAAGUUGGAUGGAUGCAAAUACUAUCUGCUAGCCAGUGUUAUUUUGCAAUCCCGGAUUUCAGCAGAAUCUGAUAGUUUGGUUUCACUUCCCAGCCCCGGGCAAGGGAUAAAAGAGUAAAAAAAUCCAAUCCAAUUAAUUUUUUUCUUUUUGCCAGAUGAAUUUUAUUUAGUCAUUAUAUUUUUUUAAACUUUCUUUUAUUUUUAAAUUUAGUCCCAAUGUAUUGUAACAAAAAUAGACAACAACUUUAAAAAUGGGGAAAAGAGCUAACUUAGCAAUGAAUUAUCUUCAAAAACUUAAGUGGUCUAUAUUUGCAUACUUUUUAUUCUAAAUGGAAGCCUCAGUAAUGUCUGAUUUUUAUCACCAUAUUAUGCAAGUUAACACAAUAAUUGUAUUAAAUUGCAGAAUAAAUUACAAAUUUACACAUCUAAGAAUUAUUCUUAGAUGUGUAAAUUUGAUGAACUUAUAGAUAAAACGGUCUGUGUCUGCGACUCUAUUUCUAUUUCAUGUGCCAAAACAGAGUCUCGUCUUCCUGUGCCUUUUUUUAGUGGCGCAGAAGGCUCCACUCAAUUUUUCCAAAUUUAAUAUUAUUUUAUUUAUUUAUUUCAAUUUUUUAUGUAGGAAGUUUUAGCAAAAUUCUUCCUAGAUGUGCGGUGCGGUUUUUUCCAACAAGUCCUUAAUUUCUUAUUAAAUGGAU